AUGCUCCCAGGAAGGGCCUGUCCUAGUCAGCUCUGUCCUAACACUGCAGCAUACACCUGGCUGAAACUGAUAUCUGACAACAUGAAGGCACAGAUCUACAAACUUGCCAACAAGGGUCUGACAACCACACAAAUCAGUGUGAUCCUCAGAGACUCACAUAUUGUUGCACAAGUAUGUUUUGUGACAAGCAAUAAAAUCUUGAGCAUGCUUAAUUUCAAAGCACUUGCACCUGAUCUUCCUGAGGAUCCCUACCAUUUAAUUAAGAAAGCUAUUGCUGUUUCAAAACAUCUUGAGAGGACCAGAAAGAAUAAGGAUGCUAAAUUCUUUCCGAUUUUGAUCAAGAGCUGUAUUUACCAAACAAAUCCUUCCUCUCAAUUGGAAAUAUGAGACAUCCACAUCCAA
Phyllostomus discolor (pale spear-nosed bat) is the source of this 402-nucleotide messenger RNA. Its product is annotated as 40S ribosomal protein S13-like. The record is from RefSeq and is a predicted model, not a curated record. Gene Ontology annotation, molecular function: small ribosomal subunit rRNA binding; structural constituent of ribosome. Lineage: Eukaryota; Metazoa; Chordata; Mammalia; Chiroptera; Phyllostomidae. Gene Ontology annotation, biological process: translation. Gene Ontology annotation, cellular component: ribosome; cytosolic small ribosomal subunit; nucleolus. The coding region runs from base 1 to 387 and encodes 128 amino acids. The transcript has a single exon.